Funneliformis geosporum is the source of this 141-nucleotide messenger RNA. The record is from the annotation of a GenBank genome assembly. NCBI's taxonomy places the organism in Eukaryota, Fungi, Glomeromycota, Glomeromycetes, Glomerales, Glomeraceae.
GCUAGAAGUUUUCAAUAUAAAACGAAUGCUUUUAGUAAAUCUGUCUGGGAUCCACAUACAAUUGUGAUCCAAACUGGCUCUGGCGUAGUUUCAACAUCGACAAGACAGAUUUGUUUUAACAGUUCAGGAUCAUCUUUCUAA